CGGACCCCCUGACACUUUCUCUGCGUGUCCGCUCUGCCUUGGCUUAGGAACUUGCUCCCUGGCCCCUGGGUGCCUUCCCUGCCCCUGCUCAGACUCGUGAUUUCCUUGUUGCUCGCAGGGCGGCUACGGCUCGCUCUCUCCCUGCAGCUUGCUGGUGUCUCUCUGGGGCGAGGGGGUGAUGUGUGUGUGGAAGGGGUGGGGGUGUCUGGCUGGCUGUUUCCCUCUGUCCCAGGGAUCCAGAAAGAGAAGGGAUUGGCUCGCCAAACCCUAGAUUCCUGGCAAAGCCGCCGAGGAGCUUCUGGAUCUGCCUUCGGCAAAGUUCCUCCUCCUGGCUAGUCUAGACCCCUAAGCUGCGUGGCUCUGCCGAAUUGUGACCCACACUUGCAGUAACCCUAACAUCAGCUAAAAGGAAAACCAAGCGGGUUGGAAGGGGCAAGGCGUGUGAAAAAAAAAAAAAGAAAAGAAAAGAAAAUCCAAUCAAGGCUCCUCGGGGCAAUGGUCGCUUUUUGAAAAGGCAGAACUCCUGUGUGAGCAGCAAAGGGGGUGGCUGGGGGUGGGAAGUGACUCCUGCAAUUUUGGUUUAUUUAAAAGUCUCUGGUCCUGUCAGAGAAACCCCCCCAAACUAAAUAAAACCUUCGUUAUCUCCUGGAGACGUCCCUCUAGAAACGAGUUAAGCAGUCACAGUCGUUUGGGAAUGAAAGAAAAGUUAAAGCAUGGUUGCAAGGAGACGAAGACAUUUAAUUUUCCAGUGGAAAUGCUCUCAGCCCUUCAAGAAGGGCAUAACAUCGGGACUGACCCUACGCACGAUCUGCUGUAUUAAUGCUCCGUUGAGGGAGCCGCUGAAAUAAUGUUCACAGUAAAACAAAUUAAAUGUAGACAUUGGAAUGCAGCUAAAAACUUGCCUUUUUUUUUUCCGGACGUGUAAAUGUAGUUGGUUCGGAUUAUUUCUUGGUUUUGAAAUUAAAAUAUAAUUGUUUAGAUCCGUUCUAUGAAAGCAUGUGGAAGAGGGGAGGGAAUAUUGUUCUGUUAGUUUGGGGGGGAGGGUCUCCCGGUCUAGUCAAUCGUUUCCUAUUUUACCAUGAACAGGGCCUGAUCCUGCUUUCCCCACGUACCCCAAGCUUCUGUUUGGACUCAGGGGAAGCGUGGGGGGGGGGCGGGGGGGUGCACAAGCCAUGCAGGAUCGGAGCCCCUAUUGAAACACCAUCCUAAACCUCCGUGGCAGAUUUAUUUUUAAACAAACGACAAGGAAGCGGAAUUCGAAAUGAACUUCGUCAGUAUCGUGCAACUGAAAUGAGAUGAUUUCUUCCUGUCUGACAAUAUCGAAGCCAGUGGCUGGGGUCAGCUGUGUGGUGUUUAAGUCUGGGGCAAUUCACUUGAAUAUUUGAACCUACUGAUUUCGGGUCAAGUGUGUUGCAAUGAAAUAAUGUUUAAAACGAAGCGUCCUGACAAGACCGAAGAACUUACAAAAACUCCUGUGACUAUUUUAGCCUGACAAAUUGGCUUGGAGGAAAGAAGACAACUUUUUCUGCAGCACAGUCCUUACCAGAAAGUGUCCUCUUAGAGCAUGCUUUCUGCUAGCACACGGGUUGCUGUUUAAUUGCCUCCUGGUCAAAAGGCUUGUUCAUAGUGUGUCUUGCCUUGUGUCCUCUAGUUUGUCCCCUUGAAGUUUGUGAUCUUGGAUGAGUUUUGCAAUGUGAAGUUCUGCAUAGAUGCCAGUCAACCAGAUGUAGGGAACUGGCUCAAGUAUAUCAAAUUUGCUGGAUGCUACAAUCAGCAUAACCUUGUUGCAUGUCAAAUAAGCGAUCAGAUAUUCUACAGAGUUGUCGCAGACAUUGACCCAGGAGAGGAGCUGUUACUAUUCAUGAAGAGUGAAGAUUAUUCACAUGAAACAAUGGCUCCAGAUAUUCAUGAGGAGCGCCAGUAUCGUUGUGAGGACUGUGACCAGCUAUUUGAGUCCAAGAUGGAACUAGUAGACCAUCAGAAAUUCCCAUGCAGCACACCUCACUCAGCAUUUUCUAUGGUGGAGGAGGACUUUCAACAAAAGCUUGACAAUGAAAAUGAGCUCCGGAACAUGCAUGACAUUCAAGAAUGUAAAGAGUGUGAUCAAGUGUUUCCAGAUUUACAAAGCCUAGAGAAGCACAUGCUGUCCCACACUGAAGAGAGAGAGUACAAGUGUGAUCAGUGCCCCAAGGCCUUUAACUGGAAGUCCAAUUUGAUACGUCAUCAAAUGUCACAUGACAGUGGAAAGCACUAUGAGUGUGAAAACUGUGCCAAGCAGGUUUUCACGGACCCCAGCAACCUUCAGAGGCACAUUCGUUCCCAGCAUGUUGGGGCUCGUGCUCACGCUUGUCCAGAGUGUGGUAAAACGUUUGCUACUUCUUCAGGCCUUAAACAGCACAAGCACAUCCACAGCAGUGUCAAGCCCUUUAUAUGUGAGGUCUGCCAUAAAUCCUAUACUCAGUUUUCAAACCUUUGUCGUCAUAAGCGCAUGCAUGCUGAUUGCAGAACCCAAAUCAAGUGCAAAGACUGUGGACAAAUGUUCAGCACUACAUCUUCCUUAAAUAAACACAGGAGAUUUUGUGAGGGCAAGAAUCAUUUUGCAGCAGGAGGAUUUUUUGGCCAAGGCAUUUCACUUCCUGGAACCCCAGCUAUGGAUAAAACGUCCAUGGUUAAUAUGAAUCAUGCAAAUCCGGGCCUUGCUGACUAUUUUGGUGCCAAUAGGCAUCCUGCUGGUCUUACCUUUCCAACAGCUCCUGGAUUUUCUUUUAGCUUCCCCGGUCUGUUUCCUUCAGGCUUGUACCACAGGCCACCUUUGAUACCUGCUAGUUCUCCUGUUAAAGGACUACCCAGCACAGACCAGACAAACAAAAGUCAAAGUCCCCUCCUGACACAUCCUCAGAUACUGCCAGCUACACAGGAUAUUUUGAAGGCACUAAAUAAGCACCCCUCUGUAGGUGAAAAUAAGCCAGUGGAGCUUCAACCAGAGAGGUCCUCUGAAGAGAGGCCGCAUGAAAAAAUCAGUGACCAGUCAGAGAGUAGUGACCUUGAUGAUGUCAGUACUCCCAGUGGCAGUGACCUGGAGACCACCUCUGGCUCUGAUCUGGAAAGUGACAUUGAAAGUGAUAAAGAGAAAUUUAAAGAAAAUGGUAAAAUGUUCAAAGACAAAGUAAGCUCUCUUCAGAAUUUGGCUUCAAUAAAUAAUAAGAAAGAAUACAGCAGUCAUUCCAUUUUCUCACCAUCUUUAGAGGAGCAAACUGCGGUGUCAGGAGCAGUGAAUGAUUCUAUAAAGGCUAUUGCUUCUAUUGCUGAAAAAUACUUUGGUUCAACAGGACUUGUGGGGCUGCAAGACAAAAAAGUUGGAGCUUUACCUUACCCUUCCAUGUUUCCCCUCCCAUUUUUUCCAGCAUUCUCUCAAUCAAUGUACCCAUUUCCUGAUAGAGACUUGAGACCGUUGCCUUUGAAAAUGGAACCUCAGUCACCAAGUGAAGUAAAGAAGAUCCCAAAGGGAAGCUCCGAGUCUCCCUUUGACCUCACCACUAAACGUAAGGAGGAGAAGCCAGUUACUCCUAUAACCUCAAAGCCAGCAGCUCCAUCCGUGACAAGCCAGGAUCAACCACUAGAUCUGAGCAUGGGCAGCAGAAGUCGAGCCAGUGGUACAAAACAAGCCGAGCCUCGGAAAAACCAUGUCUUUGGUGAAAAGAAAGGAGGUGACCUUGAAACAAGGAAAGCAACUGAUGCUUCUUUGCAACAUGCCAGGCCCACUCCGUUCUUUAUGGAUCCCAUUUACAGAGUAGAGAAAAGAAAGUUAACUGACCCACUUGAAGCUUUAAAGGAAAAGUACUUGAGACCUUCCCCAGGAUUCUUGUUUCAUCCGCAAUUCCAAUUGCCUGAUCAAAGAACUUGGAUGUCAGCUAUAGAAAACAUGGCUGAAAAACUAGAGAGUUUUAGUGCCCUGAAACCAGAAGCUAGUGAACUCAUACAAUCUGUCCCUUCCAUGUUUAACUUCCGAGCCCCACCGAGUGCCCUACCAGAAAACCUCCUGAGGAAGGGCAAGGAACGCUAUACCUGCAGAUACUGUGGCAAGAUUUUCCCAAGAUCGGCUAACUUAACACGUCACCUGAGGACGCACACUGGAGAGCAGCCUUACAGAUGCAAAUACUGUGACAGAUCUUUUAGCAUAUCGUCUAACCUGCAGAGGCACGUCCGUAACAUCCACAAUAAGGAGAAGCCAUUCAAAUGUCACUUAUGUGACAGGUGUUUUGGUCAACAAACCAAUCUAGACAGACAUUUAAAAAAGCAUGAGAAUGGGAACAUGUCUGGUACUGCAACAUCUUCACCUCACUCAGAACUUGAAAGCACGGGGGCAAUUCUGGAUGACAAAGAGGAUUCUUAUUUCACAGAAAUUCGGAAUUUCAUCGGCAACAGCAACCACAAUAACCAAUCCCCAAGAAAUUCGGAAGAAAGAAUGAAUGGCAGCCACUUUAAGGAUGAGAAAGCAUUGGUGGCAAGUCAGAACUCGGACUUGCUGGAUGAUGAAGAGGCAGAAGAUGAAGCAGUGAUGGAUGAGGAAGAUGAAGAAAGUGAAAUUGCGGGGAAGCCAGUCAAGGAACCGGUUACAAGUAACCUACAUGAAGGGAGCCCUGAGGAUGACUACGAAGAAACAAGUACUUUGGAAAUGAACUGCAAGGCUUCCCCUGGCAGGUAUAAAGAGGAUGAGUAUACCAAGACUGGACUCUCUGCUUUGGAUCAUAUAAGGCACUUCACAGAUAGCCUCAAAAUGAGGAAAAUGGAAGAAAAUCAAUACACUGAAGCUGAACUGGCAGCUUUCAAUACUUCACACCUGCCAGAGGAUCUAAAGCAACCAUUGUACAGGAAAUCCAAGACCCAGGCAUAUGCUAUGAUGCUCUCUCUCUCUGACAAGGACUCUCUCCAUUCUGCAUCCCACAAUUCUCCCAACAUGUGGCACAGUAUGGCAAGAGCUGCCGCAGAAUCCAGUGCCAUCCAGUCCAUUAGUCAUGUAUGACAUUGUGAAACCUUACCAAGAAUUGGGACCAAGUCCAAACCAGUAGCAUGGCUCUUUCGUAUAUGACUAUUUAAAAGACUGCUGAGCAGAAUGCCUUAUAAAUCUGCAGGGUCACUCAUCUAAAGUCUGAUGACCUUAAACUGAAUAAUUUUAAAAAGAAAGAAACUAUUUAUUCUCAAUAUUUUGUUUUGCACAGCAAAGGCAGCUGCUGACUUCUGGAGGAUCAAUGCGACUUAAAAAAAGUUUCAGUGGAUUAUGUAAACCUCGGCCGGGAAAAAUGUCUUCCAAUUCACCCGGCAUGAGAGGGUGGGGGCAGAUGGGUUAAGACUGCAUUGAUACACAUGGGCACUCCUUUAAAAUAGAAACUGAAUUGUUUUUCUUUUUGUAUAAGAUAGUUUGACACAGGAUUGGGAACAGUUGCUUUUAUGUACAAAUCCUCUUCAUUAAAGCUUUAUGCAUUUUAACCCUUCAAAGAAAGAAAGUAGUUCUAUCAUAUGCACACUAUCCAUCAUUAAUAUUAGAAACCAAUAACAGGGAAUAUUUCAUCCUCUCCGUAAUUUUUUCUUCUUACCUGCAUUGUGGAAAAAAAAAAAAGAAAGAAGAAAAGACAAAAAAAAACUUUGAGAGACAAUACAUAAGAGGUUUGUGUAUAUUGUAAACUAUGAAUGUUCACCACUCAAAGACGUUUAAGUCAUUCAGCUACUUCUGUCAAAGGACCAUUUCAUCAACAGUACCACUAGUUCAAUGUUUGCCAAAUCAUUGUAAUGACAUUUUAAAUUUAGACAAUCAUGUUGCUGUGUUGUUUUGUUUCCUCUAAUUUCUUUUUUUGUGUUGUGUGUACCAUGUAUUUAUUUGUUGGCAAACAAUUGUUUGUUGAUUAAAAUAGCACUGUUCCUAUGUUAAACAGCACUGCUCCAGUCCCCCACUACUUUAUGAUGUAGGCACCCAUGUACUUCAAAACAAGUGAGGUGAACUGAUCUGUGUAUAUUGGAGUGCAAAACAGUGUUCGAAAUUUUCUGACAUUCCUAUUUUUUUCUUUUUAAUGAAACUAAAUAACUAAUAGAUGCGAAUUAGUUUUUUUUAAAUACAGUAAAUUGAUUCAAUUGUAUAAACAGUUAUAAUUUCUUCAUGAAAGCAUGAUUCUUCUGAUUAAAACUGUACCCAAUAUUUUAUGCUGGUUGUCUGCGAGCUUGUGUGAUGUUAUGUUCAUGUUAAUCCUAUUUGUAAGAUGAAGUGUUCCAAACUUACGUUAAAAAAAUAAAUAAAUAACGGACUGUAUUCAGUUAUUUUUGUUUUGUUUUUUUGCCUUUUAGUGAGGGACCAGAUUUAUUUCCUUUUGUUUAUAAUCUCAUUUUGAAAUAAUCGGCAAGUUGAGGUACUUUCUUUAAAUGCUUUGUACAAUGUAACUGUUAUGCAUUUCAGAACAUUAUUAUGGGAGGAUCAACUAAAAAAAUAAAGGACUAUAAAACCGAA
Molecule: messenger RNA, 6496 nt
Organism: Chelonia mydas (Green sea turtle)
Lineage: Eukaryota; Metazoa; Chordata; Testudines; Cheloniidae
Gene: MECOM
Product: MDS1 and EVI1 complex locus
Exons: 16
Coding region: 1862-5023 (1053 amino acids)
Biological process (GO): regulation of transcription by RNA polymerase II; negative regulation of DNA-templated transcription
Cellular component (GO): nucleus
Molecular function (GO): DNA-binding transcription activator activity, RNA polymerase II-specific; protein binding; RNA polymerase II cis-regulatory region sequence-specific DNA binding
Source: RefSeq, a predicted model, not a curated record